AUGAAUAAUUUAAUUAGAUAUUCAUCAUCUCUAUUAAAUAGAGUUGGUAGUAUAUCAACAACAACAACAACAACGACAACUACUACUACUUUAACAAAACUUUUUCAAUCAUCAAAUUCAAUCAUAAACACUACAAGAUAUUAUUGUUCGAUUGUAAUAGAAGAGAGAAUAAGUAAAAAGGUUAAACCAUCAAGACAACAACAACAACAACAAAUAGAUAAAUAUAAAAGACAAAAAAAUGAUUAUAGUGAACCAAUUAAACAAAAACAAGUAGAAAGUUUUGAAAACUAUAUAUCAUCAACAGUUAAAGGAGAAGAAGAUAUUAAUUCAAUUGAUGAUGAAAACUUGAUAGAUUCUACAAUAGAACCAUCACCAUUUGAAAUAAGAGAUACACAACAUAUAUAUUAUAAACAAUCACCGCUAUUAUAUUUGGAAAAGAGUGCAUUACAUGAUUAUUUCUCUCAACAGUUGAUGGUAGAUGGAGUAUUUGAUCGAUCAAGAUUAGAGGCAAGUUUGGUUCUACAAGGAUCAGAUUAUAAUCAUCCAACUAUAUUGUUUGGUCUUUUUGGAUGGUUGGAGAAUUUAAAGAUCAAUGAUAUCGAAUUGUUUAGUAUGUUGUUGGAAUACAUGAAACAAUAUAAAAAACAUUCUCGGUUCCUUACCAUCUAUAAAUACAUGCGUGCCAAUAUGGAGGAUAAAUUUACAAUCAAUACUUAUAAUAUGGCGUUGGGUGUAUGUGUGGAUAUUGGAGAGUUUGGAUUGGCAAGAUUGGUAGUCAAAGAUAUCAUUGCUAAAAAGGAACAAGGUGUGUUUAUGAACUCUGCUACAAUGGUUGAGAGAUUGAAAUUGGCCGUUGCAAUGGGUGGAGCGCUAUAUUUGGAAGAGUUGAUCAAAAAGGUGAUGGAUCCAGUCAGAUCGACUUGGUUGACCGAUCGAUCAGACCAACUCAAUGCACAAGUGUUGGAGAGUAUUUUGAAUCAUGGUAAACGUGACGUUGAACGUACUCUGACAAUGUACAAAGAGAUGCGUACUAGAGGCUACGAGAUUGGACAACAUGUAUAUCACACGUUGUUGAUUGGAUUUGCAAGUCUUGCACGAUACGAUCUGAUGGAUCAGAUUUGGAAGGAUUUGGAUCAAAGUAAUACUAUACCACUUGCCAAAACAGUAGCUGCAUUGGUCGUCAUUUUAAAUAGAAAGGAUAUGCAACAAGUUGAAACAUCUCUCUUUAAUCAUGUCAAGAAUAGCAACUACAACUUUUUAUUGGAUACACCCGAGGUGAUUAGUGCACGUACCAAAUUGUUUUGUGCACGUAGAACCGAUGGUCAAGAGAUUGUAUCACUCCUCAAUAACCUAAAACAACGUGGUAAAAUGACGGUGGAACUACUUCAUAUUAUUUUGGCACACAUUUUAAAAUCAAAAGCACCAUGGUCGAAAAAGAUUAUAGAUGAUAUCUAUACUUUGGUGGUCGAGAUUUCAUCGGUCAAGUAUCACUCUAGACCACCCCUCAAACUCUACGAAAUGUUAUUAUCAACUGCCAUCACUAGAAAGUAUGGUACAGAGGUGACAAGAUGGAUUAGAGAAAUGAAUAGUUUUGGUAUAGAAUAUUCUCCAGCCAUCAUUAGUUAUUUAAUGCGUUAUUAUUUAGUUGUCAUUUCAAAAGAAAUUGAAAAAGAAAAAGUAGAAAAGAACAAUAAUAAUAAUUUACUGGCAAAAGUUGAAUUGGAGAAAUUAAUAUUACAAAUUGGACCAUUAAAAGAUCGAGAUUUUGAUAAAUUGGCAGCAUCACUUGUAUUUCAUUUACAAAAUAAUAGUAUUGAAAAGAUUGAACAAUUUGAAAAGAGAAUUGAACAAAUCAAUAGUGCAAAUUGUUUUUAUGCUCAACAAAUAUUGAAUCAUGUCAUUUACUAUUGUUUGUUGUGCAAGAUGGAAGAACCUGCCCUUAGAUACUUUGAAAUGGCAGAAACUUUGGCAAGACAAGCUCGUACCACGGUAUCUGAUCGUGUCUAUUAUCAAUUCAUCGCCUACUAUAGACACCAAGCCAGAGAAGAUAAAUACAUUAAAUGGAUGGACAAGUUUAAACAAACUAGAUACACGUAUAACCCUAUUCACAUGGCAAGAGAAUAUGAAUAUCUAAUCAUCACCAAUAUUGGUACAGUCUUGAACAAAUCAGAAUUAUCUGAACAAUCCAUUCAAGAUUCAAAAUAUAAAAGAAAAUAA
Molecule: messenger RNA, 2217 nt
Organism: Cavenderia fasciculata
Lineage: Eukaryota; Evosea; Eumycetozoa; Acytosteliales; Cavenderiaceae
Exons: 2
Coding region: 1-2217 (738 amino acids)
Molecular function (GO): protein binding
Source: RefSeq, a predicted model, not a curated record